Molecule: messenger RNA, 3330 nt
Organism: Parnassius apollo (apollo)
Lineage: Eukaryota; Metazoa; Arthropoda; Insecta; Lepidoptera; Papilionidae
Source: the annotation of a GenBank genome assembly
AUGACGCAGCCUCAGCCGUUAUCAGCCAAUAUGGUGAGAGGGGCGGCGACAGUGCUUAUGCUAGCGCUGGCAUGGGCAUGCAGCACACAAGCCAGCGUGCUAGUCCCAACCUACGUAUUACCGCCCGAUUCGUUCGUGCGCGAUCAACGCAGCCUGGGAACACCAGUCGACUCAGACCCAGCAGAGUCCCAAAGAACAGUCAAACGACUAGUCGGGGGACAUAUGAAAUUAAAGCACGAUAAGAUAUACAGUGCUUCAAAAAACUACAUCGGCUACAAUGGGAAGACUGAAACUGGAAAAUUUGCUGGUGUAUUCGCACCCGAUCAGUCGGGCAGUACUGUAGGAUGGAACCAGGGUAUCUGGGAUGAUGGCAUGCUCAUGUCCAGCGCCGGCGAAGGAAAGGAGACAGAGAAAGUCAAAGAAAAUGAUGAAGAAAAGAAGACUUUAUCAGACCAGGUGGCCGAGGGAAAAUACGGCUUGAUACAAAACGAGAUAUUUGCUAAAGCGCCGAAACGGCUAGGAAUCGUUAGCUAUGAGCCCAACACUGAAACUAGAUCCAAGGACAAUCUCCAAAGUCUCGGAGGGCUCAAGAAAGAUGAGAUAUGGCUCGCAGAAGAUCACCUUUUAGUCCUCAAAGGCGGGUCAUUCCCAGAGAGCAAGAAGGAAACUGAACGCAUACCUUGGCCACCGAUUGAUAACUACGUAGCCCCGAGAAGGCAAGUAAAGCUACCACAGAAACCUAAAGUACCUCCGCCCUUUCCGGUACGUCUCUACGACAACGGACCGCUCGUCUUCCUCACUCCAAACGGUAGCGUCCCCGCGUCCCUUUUCCCUCCCUUCUCUACGGGAGAGGGCGAUGGCUCUCUACCACCAUCGCCAUUCCUUUUCCCAGCGGGAGCGCCCUACCCCACAAGUGAUGAUCAGGGAAACACUACUGCCGGGGAAGCGCCGCUGCCAAAUCCUCUGUACCCAUUCCUACCCGGGAAUACGAGCGAAGGGCCAUUUCCCUUGCCUCCAACCAUAAACGGCUCUUUUCCAGAAGGCUUUCCACCGGGCGCAGCGUUUCUACCACCACCGAGCAACCAAACGGAUCUGUACGACGAAGACGACCCAUCGAUAUACUAUCCGCCGCCUUACAAUUUUUCUUUCCAAUCUGAGUACAACAACAGUGUACCAGCGGGCCCACUUGUACCAGGAAUAAUCUUGCCGCCACCACCGGAUUUCUUCGCUCCAGAAGAAACUACCACCACAGAACCAGUACAAACUACAAUAACAGAUAAAACGGUGACUUAUUCAAGACCAAAAUCUACUAGAAAACCAUCGGCAACGCCGUCUGUUGUGUAUCGACGCAAAUACAAAACAAGACCCACGACAACGGAGUCGACGAAGACGACUGAGAUUCCGACCACGAUAGCCACUCCACCACCUACUGAAAUUGUGACCAAGUCCAAAGAGAGAAAGCCACAGCGUAUUACACAGCAACCGCCUAGAAAUCCGAUUAGAGUACACAAUUUACCGGAUGAAGUAACAUAUAAACACACGACGAUAAAGCCCGUCUACAAGUCAAGAACAAAGCUCACUUCAAAGCCCAUCUCCGUGAUUUAUGAUUACACAGAACCAAUUUACAAUUCAAAGAUGCCAAUAACAUCGGAAAGUCCAUACGUAAUUUAUAGAGUACCAGAGAAAAAUCCAAAUGCAAUCCAUGAUGAAAUCAUUACGUCUACUCAAGUGCCCCUUAGAGCGUACUACUCUAACACACAGAAUGAUGGCAUACCAGCAACAAAACUACAACCCGUGUACAGACCGAAGCUCAGCCAAAAUGCUGUAGCUUCUUUCUACUUUUAUGACGAACAAACAAAGACAUCGCCAGCUCCUGAAACCUAUUUUGACGGUAGACACAAUUACAAGACUGUACCAACUAACUUAUCUCCACAACCGCUGCAAUCGAACUCGAACUCUCAGAAGGGCUACAAUCCUGCAGUAGAAGUUACGUAUGGAGCUAUUGACGAUUCUGAUGGGCUAUUUUUAUGGCCACAAAAGCAAGGUCCCAGAACGCUGACACAAGAGUACUUCAGCAUACAGAGGCCUCGUCCACAACCAGUUUACGUACAGCAACCCAAACAGAAUCCACAUGCUUUCUACCAACAAAUAGCGGACAUUCAACAAACGAUAGACUUGUAUACUACAAAGAGGCCAAAGGUUCAAUCUUUACGAAAUACUAACAAACAAAAAUCUGUCACAUCACGACCUGUGUAUCAAUUCAGCUACCAGUCUAAUCCCAGACCUGAACAACUGACCUUCAGAGCACCUAAACUCGAUCCGGAACCAUUUAGACCGAUGGUUAGCUACAGCAAGCCCUUUAACGCCGAAAACGAGUUCAAUGCUAUUACUCCGUCAGUCUCACCAGGAUAUCAUCAGCAGUAUUUGUUAGAAAAUGUGCAAGUAACCACGGAAACUCCAACAUCUACCAGAUAUUAUCCAAAAACAAAAACCAGAAAUGAAGACUACGACGAUGUUCUGUCGAGUAAAGAUCCAAAUCAGAAUAGAAACCACAUUCCUAUACAGACCGGUAAGCCUGUGCCAAGCGUCCACCAAGUGAAUAGAUACCCAAGCACAACGCCCAACCCAAUAAGCAACGGAUACUACACGAAACAAGACGAAAGUUACUUCGAUGAUAUAACAAAAAAUUCUUUCGAUAUCUUCGGACAGAAGGUAGAAGACGGCACGCAUAAUGUCAACGGCUUAGCUGUGACGCCUCCGCUAGAAACUGUGAGAACGCCAGUAAACAACAACAUAAACUUACAAUACGCUUAUGAAAUAGUUCCGUCCCCGAGACCGACUAAUCCGCCUUCGUUGGACAGAGAUACGCUGGUAAAUUACCGCCUCCCAAGACCGCAGAUCAAUCUUAACAGUGAAUCUAUUCCGGGACAUCCAAGUGCGCAAUUAGUACACGAACCAAACCCGCCGUCUCUAUUAGACGAUACGCUAGUAAAUGACAGAUAUCCUCGGCCUACAAUUAACCCAGAUAGUGAAUUCAUCCCCAUACCGAACCCUAAUUACCGGAAAGCGGCUCAAUAUGGUAUUGAGUUGGACGAUUUGAAUGCAACUCCCCCCACGUUGGAAGGCGAUACAGACGUGAAUUACAAAAACCCCACGCCCGUGGUCAACCCGGACGCGGAGUGGGUACAGCCGGUGAACACUGGUGGAAGACGACAAGGUGCUUUCGUGUCGUACAGGCUGCCAGGGGAAGGCGCACAUGUAUAUUUCCUGACACCGCAGGCAUCACAAGCCGUGCGGGAGAGACACAGAUCUGCCGGCUAUAGACGGUGA